Echinostoma caproni is the source of this 645-nucleotide messenger RNA. Lineage: Eukaryota; Metazoa; Platyhelminthes; Trematoda; Plagiorchiida; Echinostomatidae. The record is from the annotation of a GenBank genome assembly.
AUGCAUAUGACAGAAAAUCAAGACAUUUCCGACGUGUGUGCGGAUUGCUCAGCCCUAUCCCCGCAAUGGGCUUCUGUCAAUCGGGGUGUACUGUUGUGUGACGAGUGUAGUGCGGUGCAUCGCCAACUCGGACGGCACAUCAGUCAGGUAAAACAUUUGAAAAAGUCCCGAUGGCGAUCGACACAGUUGGAAAUGGUUCGUUAUUUGGCCGCCGCGUGUGCAAAUCGGUACUGGGAACACGUGUUGUACGAGCCUAUAACGCGGAAACCCAAUCCAACGGAUGCUAUGCAUCCCACAAAGGCGGAUUUUAUUCGUGAAAAGUACCUAUUUUUGGGAUUCUUCAAAAAACCGCGCAGUAUCAAUCUGGACGAUUUGAAUCAACAAUUGCAUGCCAGUGUUCGUACCAGUGUACUGGAGACAAUGGCUAGCCAGAUUCGCACACACCGCAAUACCUUUUAUGGACAUUGCGAAGAUAAUAUGGUGGAGGAAAGCCAGCCACAUCCUCAAACCUCUCCAAUGAUCGUCCCGGACCGCUUAUUCAAUAAAACAAUUCCUGUCUGUGCACAGUUAUUGUACUGUAUUGUACUGUGUAUAACUUUUGCAAGCACUGGAGCUCACAUUUCAGUUAAAAAGCAUACACGCUAA